Messenger RNA from Nicotiana tabacum (common tobacco), 682 nucleotides. RefSeq lists its product as uncharacterized. The record is from RefSeq and is a predicted model, not a curated record. Lineage: Eukaryota; Viridiplantae; Streptophyta; Magnoliopsida; Solanales; Solanaceae.
AAAGCAAUAAAACUAUAAGCUACGUCGUUUCAUAGACCUUACAUUCCCACUCUAAGCCCUUGUCCAGUUGAAGCCUACAUCCCGAGCUAAUUUCAUUAUCUUUCUCUCUUCGAUCUCAGAACAAACAAAGCCAUGGCUACUUCGUUGACAAUGGCGGCUCGUCGAGUGGCGGCCUUCACUCGCUUCCCCUCCUCAGCCACUCCUUCUCUCGUUCAGCGCCGUGGCCUUGCCGGCGCAGCUGAUCAUCACGGGCCUCCUAAGGUCAAUUGCUGGUCAGAGCCGAAGAAUCCUGCCCAAUGGAAGGAAGAACAUUUUGUGAUUGUAUCUUUGUCCGGUUGGGGCUUGCUUUUCUAUAGUGGGUACAAAUUAUUCACUGGAGGCAAGAAGAACAAAGAAGAGAAUUUGGUGCAAGCAUCACAAUAAGGUGGGAAUUUACGUGGCAUCAUGCUUAGAUUGGGAUAUUUUCAUGUCCUAAAUUGAGAAGUUCUCUCUAAUAAUCCAAUUUAUUGGACAUGACAAUGAUAACUUUAACUCUCAUUGUAUGAGCUUUCUUCUUAUUAUACAAACGACCAGAUAGCUUCUAAGCUACUAAAUGGUGGGCUAAAGUUGGUUGCAUCAGCACUGUAAUGCAGUUCUCUCUUUCUUAUGCUAAUGAUAAAUGGAACUGGUUUUUCUCCUUUUA